Molecule: messenger RNA, 666 nt
Organism: Paraphaeosphaeria sporulosa
Lineage: Eukaryota; Fungi; Ascomycota; Dothideomycetes; Pleosporales; Didymosphaeriaceae
Exons: 3
Coding region: 1-666 (221 amino acids)
Source: RefSeq, a predicted model, not a curated record
AUGCAGCUCACCGUAACCCUCCUCGCGCUCACCAGCCUCACCCUCACCUCCGCCUUCCCUUACGCCCACCCGCAGGAUGCCCCCUCCACCGUGGCCCCCAUCCCCCUCCCCACGCUGUCGAUCCCCGCAGAUCCCACCGUCUCAGUCCCGCUGUCCACGUCCCUGAACGUGCCCACCACGUUGCCCACACUGCUGCCCACGCUCUCGGUGCCCGGGAACCUCAGCAGCAGCAGGAGCACGCGCCACCACUUUAGCCACUGGGAGCCGAUUCCGAUUUUCAGCAGCGCGUGCAACUGUCCCGCGCUGGCGACGGUGGCGUAUCCGUGCUGGGCGACGGAUGCUUUGCAGCGCUGCAACUUCGAAGAACUCCACUCCUUCGUGUGCUGGACCUCCGCCGCCCGCGGCUGUCCCACGCCCACACGCCAGUGCGACGCCCUCUACUCCCCCACCCCCCUGACUGGCAAACACCCCUGCGACCUCGGCCAAAACACAGGCGGCCUCGAGCCCCCGCAAGACACGACGGUAUAUAUCACCGAGACGUCCUAUGUGACGUUUGUGCCGACUGAGACUGCGACCGCGGCGGUGGGGGCCAGGGCGGCGGCGACACCGCUUGGGAGGUGGCAGGAUAUGGCGUGGAGUCCAGAGUAUUAUGGUGUCAGGAAGUGA